AUGGGUGGUUCUCAGGCGUUCUUAGCUUACAGAUCUGGAGGAGCCGGUUCAGCUACGGUCGUGAAGACAUACAACAUCAGUGGCUAUAACAGUCUCGUCGAAGGUAAACUUGCGUUCGAUUUCUGGGAUCUACGAGCCGAAGCCAUGAGAGGUAAUAGAAUCGCGAUUUUCACGUCGGUGAAAGUUCCGGUCGGAGCCGAUAGUGUGAACCAGGUGUGGCAGAUCGGCGGGAAUGUGACCAACGGUCGUCCCAAUGCGCAUCCUUUUGCUCCGAAUAAUUUGCAAUCUACAGCCGUUCUGAAAUUCACCGGCUCUGAAGCUCCGGGCUCUGCUCCGGGAUCUUCUCCGGAACGCGGGGUCGAUGACGACGGACGUAAAUUUUGGGGUUAA
Molecule: messenger RNA, 390 nt
Organism: Arabis nemorensis
Lineage: Eukaryota; Viridiplantae; Streptophyta; Magnoliopsida; Brassicales; Brassicaceae
Source: the annotation of a GenBank genome assembly